Messenger RNA from Lacerta agilis (Sand lizard), 1072 nucleotides. It is a transcript of the gene TSACC, whose product is annotated as TSSK6 activating cochaperone. Lineage: Eukaryota; Metazoa; Chordata; Lepidosauria; Squamata; Lacertidae. Gene Ontology annotation, cellular component: cytoplasm. The transcript has 6 exons. Gene Ontology annotation, molecular function: protein-folding chaperone binding. The coding region runs from base 94 to 735 and encodes 213 amino acids. The record is from RefSeq and is a predicted model, not a curated record.
GCAUAACGGAAGCGGAAGGACGCCAACUACGCCUGCGCGCAGUUCUGAGGGAGGCGGAAGUGCGCACGCGCGCGGGCUCCAGUCAGCGGUUAGAUGGAUGGAGUCUUCACACCGGCGGUCGCUGCAGCACUUGCCGCGCUCCGACCCCGACCAGUCGCACCCCAGAGCAGUAUGAAACCAGAAAGACACCGGAAGACCAUCUUGGCCUUAAAUAAGAAACAUAAGGCUCUCCCUCCGGUCCAUAUGAAAGGUAAGAGUUCCAGUCCCGUUCGGAUGGAGCCAGACGUCAACCCCCAGGAUGAGAAGCAGCAUCGGAAAAGUACACCAAGAAGAUCUUCACAAGUCCCACGAGAAGACUUUGAUGGUCCUCCACCUCCUUCUUUUAAGCCUCUGUGUCCGGCCAAGCCCUCCCCCAGUUUCCUGGAACUCCCAUCAACUCAGUGGAGGCCCAGCCAAGGCCUGCCACAUACCCAGACAGCUCGGAUCGGGAAGGGAAAGAGACAUUUCUCCCCUGAACAUCAGCCCCAGGAGUGUUUUGGCCUGCUGGAGUGCAUGCACAACAACAUCCAGACACAGACACAGAUCGCACAGGCACAGCUCGCCCUCCUCGAAGACAUGCGAGAGUCCAUGAACACCCUCCUUGCCAGGCAGGAGAAGCAAAACCAGGAGCGCCUGGGGCAGCCAGAUCAACGCACCACAAAGGGCUCAGCCUCCUCUCCCAACCCCGCCAGCUAGCAGCCUUCGCACCUGCCAUCCUGUCCAACUCAAAGCUCUCGGUCUCCUUGAGCCAUGGUAGCAAACCUCAUGUCACCCAGAUGUUUUGGGUGACAAUUCCCAUCAUGUUGGUUGGGGUGGAUGGGCAUUGUGGUCCAACACAUCUGGAGGGCUGCCAGGUGGGUAAAAGCUACCCAAGAGCAACUGUGUACCUAUUCCUACCACACGCUGCGACAAUAUACGAUUUCCGUAAAUUAGCAAUGCUUGUAAAAUUUGAUUUCUUUUUCUGCGCUGGCUGGCAGUAUUAUGUGGUGUGGGAAGAGACAAUGAUUUGAAAUAAACAUGGUUGUUAUAAACA